Polistes canadensis is the source of this 2485-nucleotide messenger RNA. RefSeq names its product KIF1-binding protein. NCBI's taxonomy places the organism in Eukaryota, Metazoa, Arthropoda, Insecta, Hymenoptera, Vespidae. Bases 358 to 2181 code for a protein of 607 amino acids. The record is from RefSeq and is a predicted model, not a curated record. Gene Ontology annotation, molecular function: protein binding. The transcript has a single exon.
AUUAUUGGCUAUUAAUGUAAGAGAACAAUUACGAUUUGAUUCUUGAAAAUAGAAGUAGAAAUGCGUCAAAUAAAAGAAAUAUAUAUGUAAACAUAUGCAUAUAAUUGCAUUGAUAUUACAGAAUAUUAAACAAUAAUAUGUUUUGUUAUCAAGGAAAAAAAAUUGAAGAAGAGGGGAUUCUGGAUAUUGAUGUUUGUUGCAACUGGUAGCUAACCUGCAUUACGCGGAGAGUGAUGUGAUUGAGAAUGAUUUUGCUAUCAGUAAUCUGAAGAAUAAAAUAAUUAAUAAAAAAAAAAAUAAUAAAACAAAAAUACGAAAUAUAUAUAAAAAGAAAAUAAUUCGUAAAUAAAUAUUACAAUGUUUUACGAAGAAUUAAAUGAAUGUUGUCCAUUGUUACUGGAAAAAUUCGCCGAAGUCGAAGAAUUAUUGGAGAAACAUAAAUUAAAUUUGGACCGGAAAUCUUAUAAAGUAAUAUAUGAAGGUAUAGAUUUACUUAAAGAAAUAGAAUUAAAACUUUAUAAUAGCCUAAACAGCGAACAGGAACAGAAAGAUAAUGUCAAAGAUUUAAUCAAGUUAUUACUUGCUAUUGGUUAUUUAAAGACAGGUUUACUUUAUACUGAUACAGAAGAAUUAAAAGUUGCUGAAGAAUACUUUAUGAAAUGCAUUGAUAUACUUAGAGGUAGAGAAUUGGAACCUAAAUGUGUUGUACCAGUUUUAGCCACUCUUAAUCAGUUAGGUAUAAUUUGGUCUCAAUGGAGUCAACCGGAAAAAGCCAAAAUAUUCCUUGAUAGAGCUAAACAGAUUUACAUUGAUUAUACAGAUCAAAAAAAUCCUGAAGACCCUAUCGAUUUGAUAUCAAACUUUAAUAUUGUUGAAAAAGGUUUGAGUUUCAAGCAAGUAUUGGAUAAGCUAUACAUUUUGACAUUGUAUUAUCUUGCACAAGUAUAUGGAGCUUUGAAAAAUCAUCACAAAUCUGCAGUAUAUUGUCACAUAACGUUGCGCUUGCAAUUGGAACAAAAUGAAGUAAUAAAUGAUUUAGAUUACAUAGAAUGGGCACUUAAUGCAGCCACUCUGUCACAGUGUUUUUUAGAAAAUGAAGGAUUUACUCAGGCCAGGCAUCACUUGGCAGCAGCAUAUUACAUACUUGAAAAAUAUGAAAAAAUAAUGAAAGAAAAAGAAAGUGAAAUGGAAAGUGAAGUAGCUGCUGCUGAAUAUGAACGUUUUAAGCAUAGAAGCGCUGAUGUGGCUAGAUGCUGGGCUAAAUAUGGAUUAUUAUUACUCAGUGCAUCAAUAAAUCGUCUUGUAAAAAAAGUAGAAAGUGAUGAAACUGAUUGUAAUGAUACAGAAGACAGUCAAUUGGAUUCUAAGGCAGAAAAAGAUUCAGAAAAAUCAUUUGACGAUCUAAAAUUUGAUAUUCUAAUGGAUGAUAUUAAACCAAUUGUAAAUCAAAUAACAGACGCAUACCUUUUGGAUUUUGAUGAUGCUAAACCCGUAUUUUUAAAUAUUCAAAAUUGGUUAGAUCAAGCUAAAGCAUAUUACACUCUUGAAAAUCAUGCAUCAGAUUAUGUAGAAAUUAUACAAGAUUUAUCUAGUGCAUAUAAGUAUUUAUCAUUUUUCGAAGAAAGUGAAGAUCGUCAGGCAAAAAUGCACAAACGUAGAAUAGAUAUCUUGGAAGCUACUGUUAAAGAAUUAAAUCCUCAAUACUAUAAAAAUGUAUGUAGACGAAUUUGGACAGAAUUGGGUACAACUUAUUCUGAUAUUAUGAAUAUUAAGUUGGAUCGUUUACGAGCAAAUAAUGAUAGAGCAGAGCCUCAAGCAUUGAACAAAAUUAAUAAUUUGGCUAAAAGUGGCAUUAAAAAUUAUCAAUUUUUCUUAGAUUCAUUGGAUAAUAAUUCUACCGAUGGAAGGAACAUAACAUUUCCUCCUGAUCUAGAAAAAGCAGCACUAGUCGCAUAUUUUCUGUUGGGAGGAUUGUACAAUAAAAUGUUUACUUUUGAUAAGUCUGUACAAUUGGUGAAUACUCAAAACAGUUUGAAUGCCUAUAAAUUUGUAAUUGACUAUUGCGAAACUCAUCCAGAGGCUAGUGAGAUGAUAAAAGAAGAAUUUAAUUUAUGCAGGGAGAUCGUUAAUUUACUUCCUGUUAAAAUUAAUAAAUUAAAACUAGAAUUGAUGGAAAAAUAGAUUCUUCUAAAUAUUUAACGUAAUGAUAAUUAACAAAUACAUAAUAAUUCUAUGCAGUCAGUAAUUUAUAGAAAGUUGCAUUUGAUUUUAAUUUAUGUGUAUUUAAUACACGAUGUUUGAUUUCGUUUUUUUCUUUAAUGCAAUGAAUAUAUUUGAAAUAUGUUUGUAAUUAUAUGAAAUGUAAACAAAAACUAUUAUGUAAUUUUUUAAUGUAAUGUUAACACAACGAUUUUUUGCUACUUUAGACACCUACGAUUGAUGUUUUAUAUAUCAUGAAAUUAUAAGAAAAAUAAAUAUAUAUUAA